AUGCAAAUCCACGAAAGCGAAUCAGACAGACAGGAUCAGAACGAUUCAUCGCGCCGUGGAGAUGCGCGAAGAGCAGCCAGCCCGGAUCCGCAGCAUGAGCGCCCAAAGCGUCGCAAGAUUUCGCAGGCGUGUGACCAAUGUCGAGCGCGCAAGAGUCGAUGUGAUGGGGCCAAACCGGUCUGCCACGAGUGUGCUGUGCGAGCCCACCAAAGCACACCUUGCCGGUACAGUUCGAGCCAGAACAAGGAUCGCAGCCAUGACGAAUACAUCUCCAGCUUGCUCGCCCGCAUUCAAGAGCUGGAGGGAAGAGACGGCCGAGCAUCAAGGGCCGCCGCGGAACCAACCCCGAGAUCAGACACCAACGCACCUGCUGUCUAUGAGGAGAUCAUGAAUGCACUCUCGCCGACGUACAAGAGUUCACGGGCGGGCAUGAGGGCGGAUCAAGCGGCCUACCCGACAAUCAGUCCGAUUGACGCGAUGGGGGCCACUUCGAACACCAAACCGUCGGAGCAAAGCUAUAACGAGAGGUUCUAUGGCAGUUCUUCGGCGGUCUCCUUCAUGCAGCAAGUCUACAAAACGAUCGAGACUUCGAGAGCGGCGUCUCCGUCGCUCAUAGACGACGGGCCGCGGUCAAGGCUCGACGCUGACAAUCGGUCUAGCCUAAGCGUGACGCUGAACCAGCUCUCCUUGCUUCCUCGCCCUCUGAUGGACAAGGUCCUCAACACCUAUUGGGAGAGGGUAUACCAUCUUUAUCCAUUUAUACAUCAACCGACCUUCAUGUCGGCCUACGAACGACUCUGGUCGUCGCAGCCCGGAGGCGAAGAGUUGCUGUCUUCAGACCUUCUUGGCUCCAAGUUCUACGGCCCGACUAGCAUUGUCUUCCACUGCGCGAUGAACCUCAUGCUGGCCUUGGCCACGCAGUUCAUGGAUCUACCGCCGGAAGAAAGAAGCCAGCUGGGACAGUUGUUUUCCGAAAGAGCACGAAGUCUUUGGGAGCUCGACCUUUUCGACGAUGGCUCCUUGGCCGUCAUCCAAACGCUCUUGCUCAUGACCCAGUAUCUACAAUCCACCCCGAUGCCUAACCGGUGUUGGAACUGUAUCGGGAUAACGUGCCGGCUGGCCCAAGGGUUGGGACUCCACGUCGAAACUCCGGAAGGAAUGAGGAAGUGGAGUCCGCUGGCGGUCGAAAUGCGUCGCCGCGUAUGGCACGGUUGUGUCAUGCUCGACGCCGUCGUGAGCAUGACCCUGGGAAGACCACUGCUGCUCUACAAGUUUUCCGAGAUCCCCUUACCGAUCCCUGUCGACGACGAAUUUCUCGGCGAUCCUGCUACGCAGCCGAGGGACCGGGUCUCGUUGAUCCAUUUCUACAUUGAAUCCAUCAAAGUGUACGAAAUCCUCGCCGACGUGGUGUCGCAGGUUUACGACCUUUCCGCUCCGGCUCGCAGCAACACAAAGAGUGACAGCAACGUCGAUACGAUCUUGAAUAUCGAAGCCGCGAUCUCGAAGCUCGAGAAGAAUCUACCAGAUCACCUCGACUGGUCGAGACAUCACCCGCCGGCCUAUAACGGCAGCGGCGAGGCUGUAUUUGAGCAGCAAACGUCCGUUCUACGCUCCAGGCUCCUACAUUUGCGAGUCCUACUCUACCGGCCGAAGUUCACACGAUAUUGCCAGUACAUGUGUGCGCACGAGUCAGCGAGGCUUUCGGACCCCGCGCUGGACGCGGAGUUUACUCAAGUAUCGCUCGCGAUUGUCCGGUCGCUGUCAAUCUCCUGCGUCGACAACUCCAUCAGCCUGAUCGAGCAGCUGCAUCGGUUCUCCAUCACGUCUGCCACGGGGGCGUGGUGGUACAAUGUGUUCUACGCCCGGACCGCGGGUGCGGUGGUGCUGCUCGCCAUGGCGUGCGCGGCGAUGAUCGACGCCGUCGGAUGGGAGAGGAUGACCACGGCGUGGCGGAAGUGUCAAGAGGUGCUGUCGUAUCUCCAGAAGUUCAGCCCCACGGUCGGGCCUUGUCUCCAGGGGCUGCAGAAGCUACACGGCCACAUCAUGCGCUUUCGAGGCCGCGCGAGCAGUCGCCGUGGUCAUGCGAGCUGUGAGCCGGUCACGCACGAUACUACGCCCGACAAUCGCGGUGACGCCCAUAUACCUCAGGGGUAUGUCGUUGCCGUGCCAGGAUCCGAUGUCGUGGCUUCCGAGGAGGGGGCCUUUAUGAGCCACGAGGACAUGGAAAGCUCGGCGGACUCGGAUGCCGCCUUUUUCGAGAUUUUCAACUUUGACUUGACGCAGCCGAUGACCACGGGCGCCACCGACGGCGGUAUUGCGUGGUGA
This is a messenger RNA of Cladophialophora immunda, 2325 nucleotides long. RefSeq lists its product as uncharacterized. Gene Ontology annotation, cellular component: nucleus. The transcript has a single exon. NCBI's taxonomy places the organism in Eukaryota, Fungi, Ascomycota, Eurotiomycetes, Chaetothyriales, Herpotrichiellaceae. The coding region runs from base 1 to 2325 and encodes 774 amino acids. Gene Ontology annotation, molecular function: DNA-binding transcription factor activity, RNA polymerase II-specific; zinc ion binding; RNA polymerase II cis-regulatory region sequence-specific DNA binding. Gene Ontology annotation, biological process: positive regulation of transcription from RNA polymerase II promoter by galactose; DNA-templated transcription. The record is from RefSeq and is a predicted model, not a curated record.